Molecule: messenger RNA, 2367 nt
Organism: Acanthaster planci (crown-of-thorns starfish)
Lineage: Eukaryota; Metazoa; Echinodermata; Asteroidea; Valvatida; Acanthasteridae
Product: GDP-fucose protein O-fucosyltransferase 1-like
Biological process (GO): protein O-linked glycosylation via fucose; Notch signaling pathway; regulation of Notch signaling pathway
Cellular component (GO): endoplasmic reticulum
Molecular function (GO): peptide-O-fucosyltransferase activity
Source: RefSeq, a predicted model, not a curated record
CCUCCUACACACACCUGUGCGGUUAUCAUUUGUACACGUGUACAUUCGUAGAGGGCAAAGCUUUGGGAACUUUCACCGUACCACCAAGCCCAAAGGAUUUACCAUUUUGUCGUAGAAAGCCAGUUUAUAAGCCACAUUCUCGGAAGCUCUUGUCGAGAUGGCACAUCUUGCAUCUUUCGCGAUUUCCUUGAUCAUAAUAGUGUUGAUUUUUGGAAUGGGACAGUGCAGGAAUGUUGGCAAACUGGAAUGGGAAUCAUCAAAGGGAUAUCUUCUAUAUUGCCCGUGUUCAGGUCGUUUUACGGGCCAAGUGGAACAGUUGAUGAGUGCUCUGCAGUUUUCAAAGGCUCUUGGUCGCGUUCUUAUCGCACCGUCUUUUAUCAAUUAUCCGUGUGGUCGCAAGGAUAAACACAAUCACUUUGGAGUUCAAGCACCUGUUCACAUCGACAGAAAUGCGUACGUCCAAAUUGAUGAAUAUUUCGAGUUGGACGAGAUUAAGAAGUUCUACCCUGAUGUCAUCACCAUGGAGGAUUUCAUGACGGAGUUGGCACCGCUCUAUUGGAAGCAAGGAAAUCGCAUUGCGUAUUGUUCUAAUGGAUUGGCUGACAUAAAUAACGGAAAAUGCACAAGAGAUGGUAAUCCAUUCCGCACUUUCUGGGAGGAUCAAGGGAUUGAGUUUGACGACUCAGCUGUCUGGACGAAUUUGUAUUUCAAUGUGGAGCAUACUGGCAUUGCUAAACAAUGGAAAGAGGCAUUUCCUGCUUCAGAGCAUCCUGUGUUGGCGCUGGUGACUGCACCUGUUAUUAGCCCUAUCUCGACAGCUGUGGAAGGUCUGCAACAUUACUUGAAAUUCAAGAGUAUGAUCAGGGAACCUGCUGAUGAGUUCAUCGAAAACAAUCUUCCGAAACCAUUUUGGGGACUUCAUCUCAGAAACGGAGCUGACUGGAGCCGCACCUGCGAUCUUCUUAGCACUGGCGAUUACCCCCAUCUUCUUAGCUCCCGGCAGUGCACCAGCAAACAAGGAGACUCGGUUACCAGGGAGAUGUGUCUGCAAUCGGAGGAGCAGGUCAUCACUGAUAUCCGCUAUCAGCUAGAACUGGCUCAGGAGAACAACAGGGAACUGCCGAAGAGUAUCUACGUGGCUACUGAUCACGUGGCCAUGGAGGAAGAACUGCAGACUGCAUUCCCGGAUAUCAAAAUUGUAACCUGGGGUCCGGAUCUUGACCAGAAAGACCUGUUUGUCUUGACCCAGGCUGAUGACGUCAUUCUCAACUGUGUGUCGGCAUUUAGCGCCUUCGUUAAGCGAGAUCGUGACGUCAACGAGAAAUUGGUAGCCUUUUUUGGCUAUCUUGACCCUGAGAAAGUUCUUCCCAAAGUCACAAGGUCUCCACCCCAUGAAGAACUGUGAAAACAGAGUCAUUCCGCCGCCACUGUCGCCGGUUCAUUAUUGCUAAAGCAACACAUGUCGGCUCGUUUCAGGAUGGAAUAGCAACUAUAAGUUAGCAGCAAACCAAUGGCACAAUGGUCGACAAUUUUUCAUACAUUACCGUGUUAACUUUAUAGACAACUACGUGCCAUUUUUCUGUUUUUAAUUUUUGAUACUUUAAAGUGCAAAAGUUAACUUUUUUGUAUGAAUAUUUUUGUAAGGUUAAGGUCACACAAUCUCUUCUUUUUAUGGACCCAGGCGUACCAUGUCCCACUUUGCUGUCAAGAGUCGAUAAACUAAAACAAAAUACGCUGUAGAGUCUGAACUUCAUAAAAACGAAAAUGUAAAUACAUGUACAACCAUGCAUAGUUUGGUUCUUGAUAUGAAAGCGAUGUGCGCUGUCUCACUGAAAACGCGGAUAAGCUCAUCAAAAACCAGACCGAGAGUACUCGAUGACAGAUGUUCAUUGUAGGGAUCCGGAAGGUAGCCAAAAAUUGUUUUAGUAAGAGACAAACAGCAAAUCGAAACAGAGGUCAAAGAAAUUUAUUCAGGCGAUAUCCUGUCCCGCUCCAGCCAAUGUCUUUCGAUCCUAAGCAACUUUGGUGUCAGACGCAUAGAUACACAUGAAUUGGAUUGACAAAAUAUGCAGAGCGCCGCCAAAGUCGUUUGUGACAGUAUCUAACAAAAGGAACACUGACUAUUUCUACGCAGUCCUUUGAAAUUUAGAGUUUUUUUAAAGGAUUGCAGGGUUUAGGUGACCUCGUGGAAGAAGUGCUCCCGUCCAAAAUCGGUAAUAAAUAGUUCCACUUAUUUACAGUAACACAAGUUUAACACAAAUUCUGAAGUCGGACCAAUUUUGAGAUCUCCUUUUGUCCAUAUAUUCAUUAAAGUACUGUAACAAUAAAGUACUGUUUGUAAUAAAAGUGAGGAAAAUAGUUCCAACA